ACGCUGCACAACGGGACGGUCGUCUUGUUGUUAUACAGCCAUGCCUUAAUGUUGUUGAGUGAAAUGCUCUAAAAUUAAGAGGUCAUUGUAGAAAGCCAGAUCAGUAGAAAUAAUCACUGGAUCAAUAAUGGUAACGCGAUCAAUGCCCACCGCAGAGAGUCAGGCGGUCGGGCGAAUUAGUUGUUUGGAACACCUCCCCAUGGGGUCAAACCCAGCAGAGAGUAGGAGGCAGACCGUUUGGGAAAGGGAAUGCAUCAAGGUGUAAACAAUUAACAAGACACGUCGCUCCUGCUUUUGUCACUAUGUUGACGUUUUCAUCCACUCAGAUAUGGAGAACAGCCCGUAUUUUAAACAAAAGCAGACUAAAGUCUUCAGCCCUGAGUAUGGCCGGUAGGUCUAUCUCCAGAGGUGCUGCUCCAGGCUCAAUGUGUGACGCUGAGACCAUCUUUGCGUUGUCGUCAGGCCACGGCCGGUGCGGGGUGGCCGUGGUGAGGGUGAGUGGCCCUGCCUCCUCCACAGCCCUGAGGAGCAUGGCGGGACUGACCAGCGCAAUGCCUCCUCCCCGCCGGGCACUGCUGCGCACUAUCACAGACCCGCGCUCCACAGAAGCGCUGGACCGCGGACUGAUUCUCUGGUUUCCAGGGCCGCAGAGUUUCACCGGAGAGGACAGUGCAGAGUUCCACAUCCAUGGUGGUCCUGCUGUUACCUCUGCUGUCCUUCAGGCCCUUGGAAGCCUGGCUGGCUUGAGGCCAGCGGAGGCGGGGGAGUUCACACGACGGGCCUUCCACGCAGGAAAGCUGGACCUAACGGAGGUGGAGGGCCUCGGGGACCUGAUCCACGCGGAGACAGAGGCCCAGAGGAGGCAGGCUGUCAGGCAGAUGUCUGGGGAGCUGGGGCGCCUCUACCAGGACUGGGCCUCCCGACUCAAGCGGUGCCUGGCCCACAUCGAGGCCUUCAUCGACUUCAGCGAGGAUGAGCUCAUCGAAGACGGCGUCAUAAGUCAAGUGGACGGGUGGGUGUGCGCCCUGCAGGGGGAGCUGGAGGGUCAUCUGAAGGACGAGCGGCGAGGCGAGAGGCUCCGCAGCGGCGUCCAGGUGGUCAUCGCCGGAGCCACCAACGCCGGGAAGAGCAGCCUGCUCAACGCUCUCUGCCAGCGUCCGGCGGCCAUCGUGUCCCCGGUGGCCGGGACCACCAGGGACGUGGUGGAGACGGCGCUGGACAUCGGGGGCUUCCCCGUUCUGCUGAGUGACACGGCGGGCUUGAGGGACAGCCCCGACCCUGUGGAACAAGAGGGCGUCCGCAGGGCGAGGGAACGGGUGCAGCAGGCGGACCUGGCCCUGGUGGUGGUGGACUGCACCCUGCUGCCCCCAGACCCCCAGCAGGCCCCUGCCUUCCUCCAGGGGUACAUCCACAGUGUGCUCCCCCCCCAGGAGGAGCCUGACCCAGUGAGGUGUGUGCUGGUGCUGAACAAAGCGGACCUGCUCCCCGAGCAGCGCAGGGGGCAGCUGGAGCGGGCGCUGGCGGGGGCCGCCCUGCCCCCCCGAGGCACCGCCCUGCCCCCCCGAGGCACCGCCCUGCCCCCCCGAGGCACCGCCCUGCCCCCCUGGUGCCUGGCGUCCUGCCACUCCGCCGCCGGGCUGCAAUCUCUGCUGGAGGAGCUGCAGGCCGGGCUGAAGGCUCUGUGUGGGGACCCCCUGGCCGCUGGGCCCCCCAGCCUGACACAGGCGCGGCACCGGGCCCACCUGACGCAGUGCGUGGCGGCGCUGCAGCAGUACCAGCGCCUCCGGGACCGGGACCUGGCGCUGGCGGCGGACGGCGUGCGGCUGGCCCUCAGCAGCCUGGGCCGCAUCACGGGCCGGGUCGGCGCCGACGAGAUCCUGGACAUCGUCUUCAGAGACUUCUGCAUCGGGAAGUAGAGGCCAGGAAGUAGAGCGAGGGCAGGAAGUAGAGCCAUCAGGAGCAGGAAGUAGAGCCACCAGGGGCAGGAAUUAGACUAACCAGGGGCAGGAAGUAGAGCCACCAGGGGCAGGAAGUAGAGCCACCAGGGGCAGGAAUUAGACUAACUAGGGGCAGGAAGUAGAGCCAUCAGGAGCAGGAAGUAGAGCCACCAGGGGCAGGAAGUAGAGCCACCAGGGGCAGGAAGUAGAGCCACCAGGGGCAGGAAGUAGAGCCACCAGGGGCAGGAAGUAGAGCCAUCAGGGGCAGGAAGUAGAGCCACCAGGGGCAGGAAUUAGAGCCACCGGGGGCAGGAAAUAGAGCCAGCGGGGGUAAGAGGUAGAGCCAGCAGGGGCAGGAGGUAGAGCCAGCAGGGGCAGGAGGUAGAGCCAGCAGGGGCAGGAGGUAGAGCCACCGCCAGGGGCAGGAGGUAGAGCCAGCAGGGGCAGGAGGUAGAGCCAGCAGGGGCAGGAGGUAGAGCCACCGCCAGGGGCAGGAGGUAGAGCCAGCAGGGGCAGGAGGUAGAGCCAGCAGGGGCAGGAGGUAGAGCCACCACCAGGGGCAGCUCUCAGACACUCCACCACUCAAAGAAAAGACAGUUCUUGGACUAAUAUGAAGUCUUUGGAAUAAGGUAUUGCUGUGAUUGAGAAUGAUUGAUUGGGGCCCUGCUUAUAGCCCCCCUGGGGCCCUGCUUAUAGCCCCCUGGGGCCCUGCUUAUAGCCCCCCUGGGGCCCUGCUUAUAGCCCCCCUCGGGGCCCUGCUUAUAGCCUGCUCGGGGCCCUGCUUAUAGCCCCCCUGGGGCCCUGCUUAUAGCCCCCUCGGGGCCCUGCUUUUAGCCCCCCUGGGGCCCUGCUUAUAGCACCCCCUCGGGGCCCUGCUUAUAGCCCCCUGGGGCCCUGCUUAUAGCACCCCCUCGGGGCCCGUCUUAUAGCCCCCUGGGGCCCCCAGAUCCAGAUGGCCAUACCUCGCCGCAGGCUGUAUUAUCCAUUUAGUCUCGGUACUUUUUGUUUCAGUGUCUAAAUAUCCUUCGGGAAGAAUACAUUCAAUUGUAAAAUGAGUUAAGCAUACAGCCAGCCAGUAUUCAGUUGGAGACAGGGUUGUUAUUUUUUGCUGUGAGGAUGAAGCCAUAAAGGUCAUGCUGACCCACAUCACGCUUUGCUCUGUGGGAUGCAGACGUUUUUUGUAUUUACUUUGGAGGUAAACCUCGCUGUCUUUUGUUCUCCUGUCAAUUUGUCCUCGAUGGAAUAUUUAUGUUUCCUCCCUGAACCCCCCCCCCCCCCCCCCCCCCCUUCCAACGCCUUCUGCUGCUCGACCAGCCGUCAUCUCUGACGACAUCAUCUCUGGCACACACACUAACUCGCACAGAAUCCAUUUGAAAUAUGAAUUGUUUUGUAUUGACUUCUUCUGCUGCCUGUUAAUCUCUUCCACUCGGUGACUCUUGCUCACUUGCGUCACGGUCUCGGCGUUGACUCGUAACAUGCGUUAAAUGACGAGCCAUGACGAGAUGAGGAGGGCUGUUCCAUAAAUCAGAGACACUAAAAGGGGCCAACAGCACAGCUUUGAAGUAACACUUUAAAAUCCCUUGGAGACCAUUUCUAUGUUUCAGCAGAGGAAAUAUUUCAUUUUAUAGGUCCUGAAAUAUCAGGAUGAUGAAAGCUUUACAUCAAUCCGCUCAUGACUCAAAUGAGAUGGCAAAAUUGUAUGUGUGUAAAAUAUAGAUAUAUAUGUUAAGACAUUUGCCAAAAGUUGAAUGCGUUUGUAAUGAAGAAAGUGUGAGUUUGCUGACGGUUGUAAAACCCCCAGCCCUGGUUGAUGGCCGUACUUAUUGAACAUGAACCCUAUGGAGAAACCAACAUGUUAUUUUCGAAUCGGGAAACAGACACGUUGUGGACAAUGCCAAGUACAAGUUGUUUGUGCAUCUUGUGCCUAUAUGCAGAUACACACUGGAAACACGCUCCCAUGUCGACACAAAGGAUUUCCUGAUAACACUUCACCUGCUGACAGACCCCUCAGCACAGCGCUCACCGAGGGCUGCUUGUUUGCGCGUUCAUCUUAAUUUAGAUCCUUUGCUUACGCAGAGGCCAAGUGCCUCUUAAAUCUUCCUGACAGAGAGCCGGCCGUAGUGAGGGCCAUGACUUUAUGUAAACCUCUUGAAGCUUCAGACGUGAUCAGAUGGAACCAAAAAUUCCUACUACACUUUAAUGCUCAGACCACAGUCUAUAUCAACAUGCAUAAUGCCAGUGGAAGGGGAAGAUCAACCAAUCAGGAUAUGACUGAGUUCACGUGCUGAAUGAAGUGGUGUUUCAGUGUUUCCCAGAGGUAUUUAAUGGUUUGUUAAAAGAUGUUUAUCGAUUUGAUGAGUUUGAUGCCGUGGAUUGGAUAAGUGUACAGAUUUAGAGGACAGACAAGCAUUAAAGGUUGACGGUUUCAGUGUUAUUGCUGGACCAAAGCUG
Gadus morhua (Atlantic cod) is the source of this 4388-nucleotide messenger RNA. It is a transcript of the gene gtpbp3, whose product is annotated as GTP binding protein 3, mitochondrial. Gene Ontology annotation, molecular function: GTPase activity; GTP binding; protein binding. NCBI's taxonomy places the organism in Eukaryota, Metazoa, Chordata, Actinopteri, Gadiformes, Gadidae. Gene Ontology annotation, biological process: tRNA methylation; tRNA wobble uridine modification. The transcript has 11 exons. The coding region runs from base 303 to 1916 and encodes 537 amino acids. Gene Ontology annotation, cellular component: mitochondrion; cytoplasm. The record is from RefSeq and is a predicted model, not a curated record.